This is a messenger RNA of Hyalella azteca, 3477 nucleotides long. RefSeq lists its product as uncharacterized. Bases 1 to 2511 code for a protein of 836 amino acids. The record is from RefSeq and is a predicted model, not a curated record. Lineage: Eukaryota; Metazoa; Arthropoda; Malacostraca; Amphipoda; Hyalellidae. Gene Ontology annotation, biological process: regulation of transcription by RNA polymerase II. Gene Ontology annotation, molecular function: RNA polymerase II transcription regulatory region sequence-specific DNA binding; DNA-binding transcription factor activity, RNA polymerase II-specific. The transcript has 6 exons.
AUGUCUGAGGAAACUAGCGCCUGGCGUCAGGCCGCGACCGUCGGCCGCAUAGCAGGAUCACGCACUCCUCCUGGUGAUCUAUUCCGGUCCGCUGACAUCCCUGGUAGCACAGUCAUCAUACCGUCCGGGAUCUCACUGACUUUUGGAUCGCCGAUCCCUGUGCCUUUUCCUCCGCACUCUAACAAGAUCUUGAACCCGUCCGGCCACGCAGGAUGCCCGCCUCCAUGUCACUCGUUGGUGUCGCCCGUGCCGAUCAGACUCUUGCCCAACCAAGCCAACGAUGCUUACCCAUUUGAAUCCAACCCGAACAGCGCUUCAGCUCUGCAUGCUGAAUCCGAUGAACCAAAUUCUAACUCUCAGUAUGCUGUGUCACUCAAUCCAGAGUCUAUUGACCCAAGAUCGGCGAUCGAUCUACUGCCUUCUUACAAUCAUAGGGAUCAUGUCUACAUCAAUCUACCGUGUAUUUCAUCAAGUUCCGGUGAUUCUGCAAUAAAAGAUCUCAAUGCAGACAACUCCGAGGAGGUCACCUCGACCUCGGGAGACGCGUUGGACUUCGACGAAUCUUUCUACAGGCGAAAACAAAGACGCUAUCGGACGACGUUCAGCAGUGAACAGUUGGCAGCCCUCGAGCGCUCGUUCGUCGCCAACCAAUACCCUGAUGUGUACUGCAGAGAACACAUCGCAGCACAGACACAUCUCACCGAAGCGCGUGUCCAGGUGUGGUUUCAGAACCGCAGAGCAAAAUGGCGGAAGCACGAAAAAAUGUUACAGAAACACCAAAAUUCUUCCAGUUCUUAUUAUAUUCAAAAUCCACCUCUUUGUCCUCCCACUUCAAUUCCACAUUCCUCUUCGUCUUUUUCACUUCCUUAUUCUUUUCAGCCAGCUUUAAAUCGCCAAAAUUUAUCAUUUUGUCAACCUUUCGUAGGAUUUGUAGACAAAACAGAAGGUUCGGAUUCUGAAGACUUUUUCUUAGCUGGAUAUCAAAAAUGUCUGGCAACAUCGGAUGGAAAAAAAGAUCUGCAUUUCCUGGGCAUUAAAAAAAGUCAGGCGGCAGUAAAGAACCAGACAUUUACAUCAAAACCAGGUCCAGAUGCUACAAUAAAUACAGCCAUGAAUUUGCACGACGAUUCGUUUAGAAGAGGCACGAAUCGACAUGACUCCAGCAACUUGGAGGGAGAGGAGAAUAUAAAUAAAACCGUGGCCAUCAAGGAACUACCAUCAGAAGCAUGCGCCUCGAGGACAAAAGAAGCCUUCAGUUCAGCUCUUUGCGUUGCCGACGAGUUAGGUAUUGGGGUCUGCAACGAUGAGUCAGCAGAAAACUCACGCACGGUUGAGCCCUUGGAUUCACCAAUUACGAGCGUUGGACAAAACAUGGACCAAAACUCCGACGAAACGAAAAGCCCAUAUUUUGUUGUAGACCCAGUUGAAAAAAACAUAGGUAGCGACUUCGGGUCCGAUUUAUUGGUAAGAGAAACAGAUAAGUCGAAAGGCGUUACAGUGAGAACGUCUAAGAACGCUGGAAAAUCAUGUAGAAGCAAUAGCGAGUCCCCAAGAGUACUAACUACUCCUUCCCCACCAACAUCCCCCUGUGCAGAUAGCCCCACGGUAUCUUCCCCAGGCUCCCCACAGCUUUCGUACUUUCUACCUCUGUUUCCCUUGUCUACUUCCCCACUGCAGGCCGAACGACAAUCCUCGGCUACUUCGGGAGUAGAUGAUUUGGAGGAAGAAAGAUCCAGUGAAGAUCAAUGCGGAAUUAAUUACAAUAAUGCAAAAGGGAACAACAAUACAGAGGAAAAUAACUUUCAAAACUCAUCUCACAUUCCAACUUCAGGGAUUUUGGAAUCACCACAGCAUAGAAAAACCGAUUCAUGCAUGAGUGUCCUAUCAUUUACUUACACACCGGAUGAAAGUUACACGGAGAAAAAUAAAAUUGAAGUCAUUGAAAGUCAAAUUUCUGAAGAAACCUUGUCACCGCUAGGUCAAAGCGACCCUGACCAAAUUUUGCAUCCAAUAGAAAAUAUGAAUACAUGUUCAAACUUGCGCUGUAUCCCCAUUCCAUCAACAUCUUUUGGAAAUUUUCCUUCCUCUGCUCCAAAUGUUGAAAGUUUUUUGAUGCGUCCAACAGACUCAACGCAUUACGAAAGCAAUGAUGAAUCAGAAACCUCAUACUUCGAAAGUGAAUUGCUUACACCAUCUGUAAACUUCAACGAUAAUACUUCUCUUUACAUGCUUGAUAAAAAUCUUCACUCUUCGGAGCAUAGAAGUAAACUCGAAGAGUAUUCCGAGACUGAUGAGCCGGUCACCACAAAGUCUAAUGACAACCCUGACAUGAAUUGGUUCCACUCCGACUUGUCUUGUGAUAUAUUAAAUACCAAAACAAAGAGCUGCACCAGGUCUGAUGAUGAUAAAAAUGGCAGUGAGAGUUACUUGGAUUUGUCUUCUCCGACGGAUCUUGCGGAACUGCGAAUGACCGCACGACAGCAACUCAACAGAAGUUUUGAAGAAGAAUAGUAAUAUAUUUUUAAAAUUUACGUAAAUGUUUUGUUAGUUUAAUAUAUUCUAGUUGCCUUGUUGACUGAAUGAAUUAGCUUCGUUGUAACGCCUUGUUUUAUUUGGUUUUUCUUUUUGAAUAAAUGAAUGUGUUGCGUAGAUGCAUGACUGCCUAAGGUGUGACCGCAAGGCAAUGCGGUCCCAAUUCCAUUCCAGAUCAAAAACGAUUAAACUCAUUCGUUAAUUCGUAGGAAAAGCUGAAAAUGAAAAUUUUACGACAAGGAAUGAUGAAGGAUUAUAUCUUUAAUCGGUGAUUAGCUUUUGCAACAGUACAGUCUACGGAGUUGGUUGAGAGAUCUAAGUCACUCGACGACAUUAUUGGACCAAAAGCAACUUGUAUUGUUUGAUCGCAAUUAUUCGUUUGGCUCCAAAUUGCUUUGUUUUAAGAGGCUGUAGUAGAAGGUUUAUAUGAAAAACAAGCAUGUAACGAGUGUAGUGCAUUAUUUUUCGUCGAAGAAGUUAAUUUAAAAUUUCCCUUGCGAAUUGCAACAGGCCAGGUGCAGACACUUCUUUUCAGUGCAGACACUUCUAUUGUAUUGUAAUAGUAGUGCAGACACUUCUAUAUAUUCACUUGUCAGUGCAGACACUUCUAUUGUAAACCUUUUUAAGUUACAUUCGGAACAUUGAACAUAAAACUAAUUUUACAUUUUAACGCUAAUAACGCCACUGUGGAUACAUGAACUGCCCAUAUCGAGAAGAAAUUGAUUAUGCUGAAGUUUUCCGAAGCCAGUUCUCAAAUUUCAUUUCUCCGAUGACUUUGAAAUCAUUGUUGAGGGGGGGCGACAACCCCACUCACCCCAGCCCCCUCAAGAUCUCAUUGUUAGAUGUUACUUGGCUUCUCAACGCGACUUGGGAUCGAUAACGUGAUUGCUCUUCAAAAGAAACGAUAACUUCCGAGACGAGAUCUACGAGGCAUGCAUCGUACAU